AUGUCGGACAACAUCAUCGUCAAGGGUAUCGCGGGGACUUGCAUCACCUUCUCGUUCAUCCUGGCUGGAAACGCAAUCACGCAGUCCUUCAUGACCGUCCCCGCCCUCCUAGUCGACUUCCCCGCCGCAAACUCCCCCUCGCACAAAGACCGCGCCCGCCUCCUCGGCCGCCAAUGGCCUCUCUGCUGGACCGUAGGAAACCAGUUCUUCCGGCCCAUCUCCACGCUCGGAUUCCUGGGCUACGCGUACUCGGGCUACGCGGUGUACAGUGAGGGCGCUCUUGCGCGGAGCGACUGGAAGCUGUUUGGCGUUGCGGCGAUUAUGCAUUUGACUACUAUUCUGCAUUCGGCGCUGAAUAUGCAGCCGCUGAACGAUAAGUUGGAGGCACUUGCGGGGAGGGCAAAUGAUAAGGAGCUGGUUGAGGCGGAGACUGUGGCGAGGAAAUGGGCGAGCUGGAAUAGGCUGAGGUUGGUUACGCCGACGAUUGCUGGGGGGUUGGCGCUGUGGAAUUUGCUGUCUUUGUAG
Messenger RNA from Dothidotthia symphoricarpi CBS 119687, 525 nucleotides. RefSeq lists its product as uncharacterized. The coding region runs from base 1 to 525 and encodes 174 amino acids. The record is from RefSeq and is a predicted model, not a curated record. The transcript has 2 exons. Lineage: Eukaryota; Fungi; Ascomycota; Dothideomycetes; Pleosporales; Dothidotthiaceae.